This is a messenger RNA of Carassius auratus (goldfish), 1866 nucleotides long. RefSeq lists its product as uncharacterized. The record is from RefSeq and is a predicted model, not a curated record. The transcript is spliced from 2 exons. Gene Ontology annotation, molecular function: GTP binding. NCBI's taxonomy places the organism in Eukaryota, Metazoa, Chordata, Actinopteri, Cypriniformes, Cyprinidae. Bases 1 to 1866 code for a protein of 621 amino acids.
AUGGCUUCUCUAAAUGUGUCUGCUGAAGAGCUUUCUUGUCCUGUGUGCCGUGAUAUCUUCAAGACUCCUGUUCUUCUGUCAUGUAGUCACAGUUUCUGUAAAGAGUGUCUUCAUCAGUUCUGGAGAACUAAAGAAACUCAGGAGUGUCCUGUCUGUAGGAGACGAUCCUCAAAAUUUGAUCCUCCAGUUCAUUUUGCAUUACAAAACCUGUGUGAAUCGUUCCUGAAGGAGAGAAAAGAGAGCUGUUCAUCAGGAUCUGAGGAGAUCUGCAGCUUACACAGUGAGAAACUCAAACUCUUCUGUGUGGAGGACAAACAGCCGAACAAAAAUUAUUUGAUAAAGAAAAGCAACUUAAUUGAAGAUGGGAAUCCUGCUCGAUACCGUCUGAAAACAAGUACAGAACAUUUGAAACUAUCUGAACCAUAUAGAAAAAUGACCUUUGGAGUGAGAGAUAGAAGAAAGCAACAUAAAGUCAUUCUGCUGGUGGGAGAAACAGGAACAGGAAAAACAACCCUGAUCAAUGUGAUGAUCAACUACGUGUUGUGUGUUCAGAGAGAAGACAAGGUUUGGUUUGAGAUCACAGAUGAUCAGAGUGAACAUCGAUCUACAGUUCAUAGUCAGACCACCAGCAUCACUGUUUAUGAGUUUAAUCUACAAGAGAGUCCAAUCGAUUUAACAAUCAUCGACACUCCAGGAUAUGGAGACACAUGUGGAGUUGAUCUUGAUAAACAGAUUGCUGAAGGUUUGUACAGUUUAAGUGCAUCUGCAGAAGAGAUUCAUGAAAUAGAUGCAGUGUGUCUGGUGAUUAAUUCAACCCACAACCGACUCUCUGACAGACAAAUCUACAUAUUUGAUGCUGUUCAGUCUUUGUUUGGGAAAGAUAUUGCUGAAAACAUCAUCUUACUCUUCACACACUCAACUGGAGCUCAUCCUAAAAAUGCUCUGACGGCUGUUAAAGAGGCUAAAAUCAGGUGUGCAGUGAAAGACAAGAAACAGCCAGUGUUUUUCCUGUUUGACAACUGUCAGUCAGACUCUGCUGAAGAUGAAAAACAAAGAAAGAUACAGGAGCAAUCAUGGGAUCGCAGUUUUAGUGGAAUGGAACAAUUCUUCAAGUUUCUUAACACAAUAAAACCAAAAUCCUUGAAGAUGACUCUAAAUGUGUUGAAGGAUCGGAAGCAGUUGGAGGCAAAUAUUUCUAAUCUACGAUCACAAGUUCAAAUGAUGGAACUGAAGCAGAAUGAGCUGAAACAAACUCAAGAAGCUCUGGAGAAAAACAAGAAAGAUGUAAAAAAAAACAAAAACUUUGAGUAUGAAGUUGAAGUGACCUACAAAGAGAGGGUUGAUAUUGAUCCUUCUAAAGCAAGGGCGGCGAUGUGCUGCACCGUCUGUGAGGAGAACUGUCAUUAUCCAGGAUGCUGGUGGGGCUGUGGUUUCUCAUGGUGCAGCGUGAUGAAAGAUGAUCACUGUACAGUGUGUACUAAUAAAUGCAGCUACAGUAAACAUGUCAGAGAAGCAAAAAUAUAUGAAACAAAGACAAGGACAGAAAAGAAGACUUUUAAAGAUUUAAAGAAGAAAUAUGAUGGUAAGAUUAGGGAUGGCGAGUCUGUGAUCAAGAAGCUGGAAGAAGAACUGCAAGAUUUAAAGAACAAGAAAACAAAGCUGGUGAUAGAAGCUUUUCACUGUGUUGAAACUCUGCAGAUGAUCGCACUCAACACUGAUUCACUGCUCACACUUCAGCACAUUGAUUUUCUGAUUGAGAAGAUGAUGGAGAUAAAUGAACCUGAAAAGGCCAAAACACUGGAAAACAUCAAGAAGAGAGCAGGAGAAGAAAAACUAGGAGCAAUUGGAUACUUAACAAGAUUGUAA